Molecule: messenger RNA, 471 nt
Organism: Protopolystoma xenopodis
Lineage: Eukaryota; Metazoa; Platyhelminthes; Monogenea; Polystomatidea; Polystomatidae
Source: the annotation of a GenBank genome assembly
GCUAGCCACAACAAUGAGAUUGAUCCCGGGCGCUUUGAGUCAGAAAGUGGGAAAAGUUUGGCUUCCGAGGUCUCAUCGCUGGCCUACCUCUCUUCCGAAUGGGCACCCUGGGGCCCUUGCGGCUUAGUGGAGCCCGAGAAGGUUUCCGUCCUCAGGAGUGAGCAGGCCGCCUUUGGUUCCACAGGACGUGCACACACUGUCUGUCAGCAGACACGUUGGCGCAGUUGUGCAGAUGCCGCCAUGCUACAGCUUGAUCCCGCAACUGGGGCCGGGUCCGUCCAGGGCUUAGCUCCUUCGGCUGCUGUAGUCCCCUCUUCAUUCGCUUCUUCACAAUUUGAUCAGGGCUCACCGAGGCUGGAAGGAUCACGUCCGGUUUUGGCCAUCCAGUCGGCCGCCUUAAUCUGUCCCGAGCCCCUCUUCCAGACACGCAACUGUGCGUUGGCCCACUGCGAAGAUAACAUGCUAAAAUAA